Urocitellus parryii (Arctic ground squirrel) is the source of this 1690-nucleotide messenger RNA. NCBI's taxonomy places the organism in Eukaryota, Metazoa, Chordata, Mammalia, Rodentia, Sciuridae. The record is from RefSeq and is a predicted model, not a curated record.
CCACCGCAGCUGCUGCUGCUGCUACUGCUGCUGCCAGUGGCCAGUAGCUCAGAGGCCGAGCAUCGCCUGUUUGAACGCCUGUUUGAAGAUUACAACGAGAUCAUCCGGCCUGUGGCCAAUGUGUCUGACCCAGUCGUCAUCCAGUUUGAAGUGUCCAUGUCUCAGCUGGUGAAGGUGGAUGAAGUAAACCAGAUCAUGGAGACCAACCUGUGGCUCAAGCAAAUCUGGAAUGACUACAAGCUGAAGUGGAACCCCUCAGACUACGAUGGGGUGGAGUUCAUGCAUGUACCUGCACAGAAGAUCUGGAAGCCRGACAUUGUGCUGUAUAACAAUGCUGUUGGGGAUUUCCAGGUGGAUGACAAGACCAAAGCCUUACUCAAGCACACAGGUGAAGUGACUUGGAUACCUCCAGCCAUCUUCAAGAGCUCGUGCAAAAUCGAUGUGACCUACUUCCCAUUUGAUUACCAAAACUGCACCAUGAAGUUCGGUUCCUGGUCCUACGAUAAGGCGAAAAUCGACCUGGUCUUGAUUGGCUCCUCCAUGAACCUCAAGGACUACUGGGAGAGUGGUGAGUGGGCCAUCAUCAAAGCCCCAGGUUACAAACAUGACAUCAAGUACAACUGCUGCGAGGAGAUCUACCAGGACAUCACAUACUCUCUGUACAUCCGGCGACUGCCCUUGUUCUACACCAUCAACCUCAUCAUCCCCUGCCUCCUCAUUUCCUUCCUCACUGUGCUCGUCUUCUACCUGCCCUCCGACUGCGGAGAGAAGGUGACACUCUGCAUCUCUGUCCUUCUCUCCUUGACCGUGUUUCUACUGGUGAUCACUGAGACCAUCCCAUCCACCUCCCUGGUCAUCCCCUUGAUUGGGGAGUACCUCCUGUUCACCAUGAUUUUCGUCACCUUGUCCAUCGUCAUCACAGUCUUCGUGCUCAACGUGCACUACAGAACCCCAACCACGCACACAAUGCCCACCUGGGUGAAGACGGUAUUCUUGAACUUGCUCCCUAGGGUCAUGUUCAUGACCAGGCCGGCCAGCAAUGAAGAAAACACUCAGAAGCCAAGGCCCUUCUACAGUGCCGAGCUCUCAAAUCUGAAUUGUUUCAGCCGCACAGAAUCCAAAGGGUGCAAGGAAGGCUACCCCUGCCAAGAUGGGAUGUGUGGCUACUGCCACCACCGCAGGGUCAAAAUCUCAAAUUUCAGCGCAAACCUCACUAGAAGCUCCAGUUCUGAAUCUGUUGAUGCUGUGUUGUCCCUCUCUGCCCUGUCACCAGAAAUCAAAGAAGCAAUUCAAAGUGUCAAAUAUAUUGCCGAAAAUAUGAAAGCACAGAAUGAAGCCAAGGAGAUUCAAGACGACUGGAAAUAUGUUGCCAUGGUGAUUGAUCGCAUUUUUCUAUGGGUUUUCAUCCUGGUGUGCAUUUUAGGGACAGCAGGAUUGUUUCUGCAACCCCUGAUGGCCAGGGAUGAUGCGUAAGCACUGACCUGUGUUUGCCUGAGGUUUACCUGUGUGUGUUUUUAGGGAGGAAGAUGUCUGUUUCUUAAUAGUAAUACAUUUUCUGUUACCAUGCUACCAGCUUUGAUUUUGGCAUUUCAAGAUUUACUUACUGCCCUGGUUUUUGGCCAAAAAGGAAAGGAAAAAAAUCAUGCAAAGAAACCCAGCAAGAAUACGUAUAUGUAUAAAUGAACAUUUA